GUGAUAAGAGAAUAAAUAGGAGGAGAUUUUGAUAAGUUUUUUUGUUCCUAUUGUGUAUAAAAAGAUGUUUGGAAUGCAAUGUUAUCAAGGAUAACAACCUUUAUCAAUGUAAUGUUACAUUGAAGGAAGGAAAAAGGAUCAAAAAGAAACGCCCCCGGGUGGGCUCGAACCACCAACCUUUCGGUUAACAGCCGAACGCGCUGCCCAUUGCGCCACGGAGGCAGUUGAAAGCGCUUUCAAAAUGCUAGCAAGUCAAUUCAAUCUUCUUCUUCAAUUCCAGUGAUCAUAUCAUGUUGAUCAUAGCCUCAAAUAAUUCAUGUGCUUCAUUUGAUUCAUGUGUUUCUUCAAAACACAAUUAUUCAUUAUCAAUUAAUACUUCCUAACUUCAAAAACUAAAAAUGUCUGUGUGGAAAAAAGCGGCGAAAGCCAACCAGAAAACUCAUCGUGAGCGUCAUCAACCUGAACUCCGUAAACACCUCGGUCUCCUCGAAAAGAAGAAAGAUUACGUUCAACGUGCUACAGACUUCAACACCAAGAAAACCACCCUCAAAGUCCUCCGAAAACGCGCGCUCAACAAAAACCCCGAUGAAUUCUAUCAUCACAUGAUAAACUCACAAAUCACCGAUGGUAAACACAUAGAAAAAGAAGACUCUGAAGAUGAAGACACCCCAGAUCAACUGAAAUUCAAGCGAUCUGAAGAUUUAAAGUACAUCAGGUUCAAACGCACCCAAGAACUGAAGAAAAUAGAAAGGAUGCAAGCUGAAUUACAUAUGACAAAUGUAUUAAAUGGACAUUUAAACAAAAGAAUUGUUUUUCCUAAGAAUUUAGAAGGUGAAGAUCAAGGAGAUGAGAAAAACUUAAACAAAAUGAAUGCAUUGGCAAGUAAAGAGCUACCAGAUGUGGAUUUGCAUAAAUUGGAACAAGCAGCAAAGAAGAAAAGAAGUGUUUACAGGGAAUUAGGUAAAAGAGUUGAGCGAGAAAGAGAAUUAGCUGUGAUUCAGCAAAAAUUAGAAGUUGCUAGGCGAGUAGAAAGUGGUAAACACUUAUUGAAACCUAAAAAGGUUAAAAAAGGUACAAAGGAAUCAGCGCCAGUUUAUAAAUUUCAAUAUGAGAGGAAAAAGUAAUUUUAUAAACUUUUACUUUGCAUUAAAUAAAUUAAUAAGACAUAAA
Molecule: messenger RNA, 1170 nt
Organism: Dalotia coriaria
Lineage: Eukaryota; Metazoa; Arthropoda; Insecta; Coleoptera; Staphylinidae
Product: probable U3 small nucleolar RNA-associated protein 11
Exons: 1
Coding region: 399-1124 (241 amino acids)
Biological process (GO): rRNA processing
Cellular component (GO): small-subunit processome; nucleolus
Source: RefSeq, a predicted model, not a curated record